Messenger RNA from Oncorhynchus masou masou (cherry salmon), 1326 nucleotides. RefSeq names its product ankyrin repeat and SOCS box protein 9-like. The transcript has 6 exons. The coding region runs from base 205 to 750 and encodes 181 amino acids. Gene Ontology annotation, molecular function: protein binding. Gene Ontology annotation, biological process: protein ubiquitination; positive regulation of protein catabolic process. Lineage: Eukaryota; Metazoa; Chordata; Actinopteri; Salmoniformes; Salmonidae. The record is from RefSeq and is a predicted model, not a curated record.
CUCUGAGUCUGGUGGGAAAUGACAUCACAGGAUCUGAGUUGGGGACUGAUGCCAAAAACACCCCAAAAACAGUUCAGGAACAGACGGGUACAGAUCCAUUUUGACACCAGAGACAGGUGACAGUCCAGUUGCUGAUGUUACAAAACCGAGGGUGCAGCCUGACUAAUAGACUGCUGUCUGAAUUGAGGAACUCUAUAGGUAACAAUGAGACAGGCCACAGAACACAGCAGUGACAACCAGAGGAAGAAUGCAACUCAGGCUGGAUCUGUUGUGUUUCUCUCCAACCCUUUGAUGAGUGAUAUUGAGUCAGAUUGGUCCCCCAUUCAUGAUGCAGCCUACAAUGGACGUGUUCUCACACUGAGAAACCUAAUAGCUCAAGGAACGUGUGUCAACCUGGCCACUCUAGAAAGAGUCGCUCCCCUUCAUGGAGCCUGUCUGCAGGGACACAGUGCCUGUGCCAAGUUACUGAUAGAAAAUGGGGCAAAUGUGAACGUCCCCACGUUGGAGCAGACCACCCCCCUGUCAGAGGCCUGUGCCCAGGGCCACGUGGCCUGUGUGACCCUGCUCCUCCAGCACGGAGCCUUACCCGAAGGAUACAGCCUCUCAGCCUCCCCCAUCCACCAGGCCGCAGCCAAAGAUCAGGUCACCCAGAAUGCAUUGAGUCUCAGGUUCAUCACGGGGCAGAUGUUGAUCAACACACUGACCAAUCAGGCUCCCCACUCUACACUGCCUGCACCAAUCAGCAUCUGAGCACUGUGAAGAAAUUGCUUCAGCUAGGUGCUAGUGUGAACAGCAGUAAGGAUGGGGACUCUCCUCUGAACACGGCAGCCCGUCUGUCCAACCCUGAGCUGAUGUCUGUUCUGCUGGAGCAUGGGGCUGACUGCAGCAGCAGAGACACACAGGGCAAACAACCCCCGGACCUGGCCUCUUGCAACAGCCCCGUGGAGAAAAUAGUGCUGGGCCACAGAGGAGGUAGCUAGUCCCCCAAUGGAUCUAUCUGAUACACAACAUUUUUAACAUCCUGACCUUAGAGAUCCGUUUUAUGUCUCUAUUUUGGUUUGGUCAGGGUGUGAUUUGGGGUGGGCAUUCUGUGUUUUGUGUUUCUAUGAUUUUCUAUGUUUUGGCCAGGUAUGGUUCUCAAUCAGGGACAGCUGUCUAUUGUUGUCUCUGAUUGGAAACCAUACUUAGGUACCCUUUUUUCCACCUGUGUUUGUGUGAAGUUGACUUUGUUUAGGGCACAUAGUGGUUGAGCUUCACGGUUUGGGUUUGUAGUGUUUAUUGUUUUGUUUGGUGUCAUUUUGAGUUAAUAAAGAAAAUGUACGCUUA